Molecule: messenger RNA, 483 nt
Organism: Dovyalis caffra
Lineage: Eukaryota; Viridiplantae; Streptophyta; Magnoliopsida; Malpighiales; Salicaceae
Source: the annotation of a GenBank genome assembly
AUGAUCGAGACAGACAAUAGUUGGACAAUAACAUUUGAAGAACUUAAACAUGGUUUGAAGAGAGUAGGUUCUCAGAUGACGGAAGCUGAAAUCAAGGCUCUGAUGGAUGCAGCUGAUAUAGACAACAGUGGAAUAAUAGACUAUGGUGAAUUUCUUGCUGCUACUUUGCACUUAAAUAAGAUGGAGAGAGAGGACAAUUUGGUUGCAGCAUUCUCCUAUUUUGACAAAGAUGGUAGUGGUUACAUCACCCUUGACGAGCUUCAACAGGCUUGCCAAGAUUUUGGUCUUGGUGAUGUUCAUCUGGAUGAGACGAUCAAAGAAAUUGAUCAAGACAAUGAUGGGCGGAUAGAUUAUGGGGAGUUUGCUGCAAUGAUGAGAAAGGGUGAUGGAGGAGUUGGGAGGACCAGAACCAUGAGAAACAAUCUGAACUUUAAUUUAGCCGAUGCCUUGGGGAUAGAAAAUGCAACCUCAGACGCUAAAUGA